UGUUAUUACAUAUCUCUUCAUCAUCUGCACAUUAUUUAUUUGUGCUUUAUUCCGUUUUGUUACUGAAGUAAGUAAUAACUGAAUUAUUUCAAUGGUGUACAAAAAAUUCAUAAUUUCAGAAAUUGGAGCUCAAGUUCAAUGCUUCACCCUUCAUGUUGGUAACAGGACUUUUCAUCGGCUUUAUGUUUCAUUUGGCUAAUGAGAAAGAUAUCAUAAAGUCAGUAUUUAAGGAACAUCCUAGAUCUUUGCUUAUUUUGGUGGUUCCUGUAAUGAUUUACAAUAUGUGCAUCACUUUCGAUACUACUCUUUUAGGGAAAACUUGGGGACAAAUAUUUGUGAUAGCUUUACCAGGGCUGUUCAUAAAUGUCUGUUUGGUGGCCCUUAUCUUCAGUAGAAUCACAACAGAAUCAACCUUGAACGGUUUCCUGUUGACUAUUAUGUUCGCCCCCAUAUAUCCAAUGGAUAUGAUGGUAUACUUGAAAAACGUUAGUGCUGCUUCUCGACACGUUCUGACAAUUCUUCAAGGAGAAUCAUUGAUCGGCACCUGUAUAACUCUCAUGCUGCAUCACAUCUUAGUGGAGACAGAUACAGAGCAUAUGAGCCAAUGGUGGGAAUAUGUGAAGUUCCUAGUUAGUUUUCUCGUUGGUGGUACAACCAUCGGCUAUGUUUCUGGCAGAAUAAUGGGGAGGAUUAUGUUAUGUUCGAGCAACGACCCCAUCCAAACUAUUUUGAUAUCUUGGAUAGGACCUUUCUUUAUUUAUUUGAUAGUAACCGCUGUACUCGGUUCAGGCUCAGGACUUGUUACGUUGUCUGUACAAGGCAUUGUAGUGGCACAGCAAAAGAGGAGUCUCACCAAAGAGUCAAGAAGGUUUCUUGAGAAGUUUUGGAACUUCCUUGCCCUUUGCUCCAACAGUUGGGGGUUGCUCAUGCUUGGAGUAAUCACUGGUUUCGAUGUGUUGCAGUACAUCACCUACGAAGACAUUGCUUUUGUGUUGUUGGAGUAUCUGAUUAAUGUUGUGGCAAGGUUUUUCGAGUUCAUCUCCAUAUUCUGCAUCUUGAGAAGAGUAGGCUAUGGAAUAACCUUCAAUCACCUGAUAAUUCUGGCUUGGGGUGGCAUUUUAAGCGUUAUAAACCUUUCGAUUAUAGUUCAAACGUACGACGAGCCAAGGUACCAAGACUUCACUAAAGGUGCCCUCUUUCAAGGGGCUGGUGCUACUUUACUGACUAUGAUAGUGAACGUCUCCACUAUACCGUAUCUUUUGAACUACUUGAACUGGAGUACAAUCUCCUUGAUCAAGCAGGCCAAUAUGAAUAAAUGCGUCAAUCACAUCAUGGUUGUCAGAGACCACACUGUAAAUGUGUUGAAGUUGGAAAGGUUCUUCAGCGGAGCAAACUGGCCCUUCAUUCAGAAGGCAACCGUCAUUGAUCAUCCUUUUUGGGUGGAAGACAUGAAGAAAUACGAGGAAUUGGAAAAUGAGAUUGAAUUUGAGAAAAUAGUGUUUUGUCCAGAGUGUCGACAUGAUGCCACUAUCCUGCCCACUAGGAGGGAGUUGGAGGAUUUGACAAGGGAAGCCAGACGGCGAAUAUUGAAGGUCAAGCAAGUCUCCUAUUCCAGGCAGUAUGAAAACGGGAUGCUGACCUAUGAAGCUUCGAAAAUUCUGAAUAACGAGGUUGAUUAUGCCAUGGAAGGGGACUUUAUGAUACACACCGAGAAUCUGAUAAAGCUCUUUCGACCUCCAAUGCGUCUUAUUCGUUUCCGGUUCUUCCUCUUUAGGAUGUUCCACGACGACCAAGAGGACAGACUGAGGAAAAGACCUAGGGUUCUCUUCAGAAAACUCUGCUACACCUUGGUGUUCAACCAUCUCUUCGACGAUUUCAUGUGUAUCAUCGUUUUGGCCAACGCCACCUUAUGUCUGGUUGAAAUCAUCUUGAGGUUCCAAGAACCACAAAGAUGGAACAGAGAUUUUGCCCUAUAUCUGAUCUUCAAGGGCUUAUCCAUGAUAUUUUUCACGAUCUAUCUGUUGGAGUUCCUCAUGAAGGUCUUGGCAUUAUCGUUCGUUUAUAUUUGGAAAGAUGGGGUCACCACUUACUUUAGAUCCAAAUGGCGCAGAUUCGAAUACUUCUGCCUUCUCAUCUCGCUUAUAAUCGUCAUCUACGAAACCGUAGAAAUAUCUUCGAAAAAAAUCGACCAAAACUACCCAAGACCACUUCCAGUCUUCAUGUGUUGCUUGGGCUUCUUCAGAGUAGUCAGACUAACCAGGGUGGUGUACAGAAUUCACCCUUUCAUAGAGAGGUGCAUCGACGGAAGGAUAAACUACAAGAUAACCCUGGCCUACUGCGUUGGUAAAGGUUACAUAAUAGGUGAAGAUGACGUCCUUCACAUCUUGCCGAACGUCAUGCUCAAGAAGCAGUUGAUAGAAGACUUGAAACGCGAGAUGGAGAAUGACAAGGCUGCUAUAUCUAAAGAAUUGAGUUUAGUGCAGAGGGAGAGGCCUCUGGUGGCUAUUAAUGUGAAGACUAGGGAGGCAAUCACCAAUAUUUUAGAGGGGAUGAAUGAAGCUGUUGUCGAAUUGAAACUUAUGGGUUGGAUAGACGAGGUGGAGAGAAGCGCUUUGAGGAAGGCUAUAGGCAAGCAAGAGAGCGUUGCAAAACGUUUGGGUUUCGUAGCGUCCAACACCCUCCAGCGGUUAUUUGAAGACGUCCAUUGGAUGGGAAAAAAUGACAAGAUAGUGAAGUACCUCUGGUCGCACUCGAAAAAAAAUCGAUACGAAUCUGGUGAAUUCGUGUGUUUGAAAGACGAAGUCCCAGAAGGGGUGUACGUGAUUAUUUCAGGUCUUUUCAAGUCGAUCUAUAAGCCAGAUGAAGAGACCCUGAAGAAUUUUUACAGAUGUGGUAGUUUGCCUGUCAUAGAUAACAUCUCUUGCUUUGACAUCGAAGAGGAAAUUGAGGAUUUUUAUUUGAGUGGCAACACUUUCGGAGAGCUGGCUUUAUUGAGCCAGAGGCCCUGUUCCUGCUCUAUAAUUUCGGAUUGUCAGAGCCAAGCCUUCCUGAUUAGAAAGGAGUAUAUUCUGGAAGCGAUGAAGAUGGACGAUGAUCCAAUAGAUGGUCUGAGUGCGAGAAUGUGGACAUCAAUAUCCUUGAGACUAGCCUUCGAAGUUUUGGCAAAAUCUCCCAUAUACUUCUCCAUAGCCAUGAAGGACAUAGAAUAUUCUUUGUUGAGAGCAGUGAUGCCAGAUCUGGAAGGUAUCAAAAUAUUCUCUACCAGUGACAUCAUAGAAGAUAUUGUCCUAAUAAACGGCGUUGUCAUGGAUUUUAAUUCGAGGAAGAUAUUCUAUGCUCCCUUCCACAUACCAAGGAAUGUUAAAAAAAUUGUCUUCCCACCAAGUAGUUCUAUGGAUUUGCCGCUAUCCGUAGCUGAGAGAAUACAGACGAAACUUUUGCUGAUUGUUAGGGAUGAUGUUGAUAGGAAUGACCUUAUGGCUCAUAUAGAAGCCAACUGUCUAUUUGAGAUAGAUGCCAUCUGACAACAGUGAAGACAAUUUUAUUUUUAAGCGAUAAUAGUGUUUUACCAUUUGUAAUUGAAUUGAAAUAAAAGCUUAUAACUUUUA
Molecule: messenger RNA, 3608 nt
Organism: Harmonia axyridis
Lineage: Eukaryota; Metazoa; Arthropoda; Insecta; Coleoptera; Coccinellidae
Product: sodium/hydrogen exchanger 10-like
Exons: 13
Coding region: 153-3524 (1123 amino acids)
Biological process (GO): proton transmembrane transport
Cellular component (GO): membrane
Molecular function (GO): sodium:proton antiporter activity
Source: RefSeq, a predicted model, not a curated record